Leptosia nina is the source of this 1803-nucleotide messenger RNA. The record is from the annotation of a GenBank genome assembly. NCBI's taxonomy places the organism in Eukaryota, Metazoa, Arthropoda, Insecta, Lepidoptera, Pieridae.
AUGGCGGUAGACAUAAAAGAUUUGUGUCGACUUUGUGCAAAGAAAGAACAUAUUUUAAAGGAUUUAAAUGACGAGAACAAUAAGAAUAUUUUAAAAAUGAUACACGAACUUCUACAAAUAGCAAUAUCUGAAAAUGAUGCUCUUCCUACAAAAAUAUGUCUCGACUGUGAAGAGAAAAUGGUGUCAUUCCAAUUAUUUGUUUUGGAGUGCUACAAGGUGCAAGAAAACUUCCAAGAUAUGUAUUUGAAUGAUCUAAGUCAAAAGUGUCAAUUAAAGUAUGAAACUGAUCAUGGUAACUCGAAUGAUGGAAUCCCGGAACUAAAGGCAGAGGUGAAAGAUGAAAUGGAUGACCUAGCAGCUUCAAUUGACAUGGAAUCAUUUUCUGGUGGAGACAUGGAAAUGAAUUUUGACAAUACAGAUAAAACUGACAGUGAUAGCAGUGAUGGUAUUACCCUUGCAUCUUUAAAACAAGGUAAACACAAAGAUGUAUCAAAGAAUAAGACUAAGAGAAGUCCUGGAUGUAUAAAGCAAAAAGAAAUCUCAGAUGAGGAUAGAGAAGAGUUGGAAAGGUUACUCCAUAAACCUAAAGCUAAAUUAAAGGACUUUAUUAAGCUACAGUGUGAAUUUUGUUCGAAAGUUUUUAAAUCAUGGAGUUCACUGCGAGUACAUUAUUUGAAACGACACUUGAGCAAGCCAAUAGCAUUUUGCAUAUGCGGUGUCGCUGUGACAUCUGAGUCCUCAGUUUACAAACAUGUCGCCGGACACAAGUCAGAGAGGCGGAAAAUAUUAAAAAAUACUGAAUUUAGUCCAAAGAUCAAAGUGUCAGAUUUAAUCAAAUUUAAAUGUGACGAGUGUGACAUAGAAUUUUCUAGUUGGUAUAAGCUGAAUUCUCAUACUAUGUGGAAGCAUAAAACGUCGCCAAUCGUGCGCUGCUCGUGUGGAAUCUCUUUGAAUUCCAAAACUGUUAUGUACAAACACAUCCAAGACCACAAGGCACCCGAUGUUUUACACUGCGAGAAGUGUCCGAAAACAGCGAAAACAUUUGAGGAGCUGAAAAAGCAUAAGUUGAGGCACGUGCCGAAAGCUGAAAGAUCGUUUUCGUGUUCGUCGUGCGACAAAGUGUUCGCGACGAGGGACCUCGCCAAAUCUCACGAAAAAUCUCAUAUACCCAUAGAGCAGAGGAAGGUCUUCGAGUGCGAAGUCUGCAAUGAGAAGUUCACGACGCGAUCUUCGGCGGCGUCCCACAAGCGGGUGGUGCACGACAAGAUCAAGAGCUACGUGUGCGACCUCUGCGGGUACGCGUGCGGCACGAACGGGGAGCUGCGGCAACACCGCGCCAUACACAGCGACGACAAACCGUUCACCUGCCGCAAGUGUUCUAAAGCUUUUAAGACGUAUUCGAACCUAAAGACUCAUAUGGACACACACGAAGAGACGUCGUAUGUCUGUUUCGUCUGUAGCCGGGUACUGAACAGCAGACGAACGCUACGAAAGCACCUUCUCGUCCACGACGAGAAGUGUAGCCACAUCUGUAACUAUUGCAACAAGGCUUUCAAGCGGCGGCAGACUUUAAAGGUGCACUUGGCUAUGCACACGGGAGACAAGCCGCUGUCGUGCAAAUGGUGCGACGAGCGGUUCGCGUAUGCGUCUACGCUGCGUUCCCAUCGACUGCGCGCGCAUCCUGAAAAGACUUCUGUGCAUUUUGCAAACAAUUAUAAUGCGCAGGUGCAACAAAUAUCACAGGAUUAUCUCAAAAACGAGGCUGUUACUGUAAAUAACAUAACGAAAGCGGAUAUACAGUAA